CCAUGCUCACUUCUAAUAAUAUGUAUAGCAGCGUAUCAAGAGUGUACCAAAGAGAGGAACGGCACUGGCUUAGACUUCCUGUGUUUCUAUGUCAGUUACAAAUCGUCGGAAAUGAGCAAGACAUCGCACUUCUCGGAAAACUCGGUAUAGUUCGCAUUUGCACAAAGCCAUUGCAUAUUUUUUUAAACGAAACACGUAGGAAUACCACUGUCAAGCAUGGCACUCGGGGAAAAGUCCAAAAACAGCGUAACUACCACAUCAAAAUAUAAUGUUGCUCGGUCAGAAAAACUCGGCAGGUAUUUACAAUCAGCAAAAAAUCUAACUGCCGGUGAAGUAAUACUUCGAGAAAAACCGAUUGCUGUUGGGCCAACGAUUUCCAGUAACGAUUACGUGUGUUUCGCCUGUUUGCGUUUUCUACCGAAAAUAAGAAAACUGUCGCAAUAUCUUUGUUCAAAAUGCAACGUUGCACCUUUAUGCGGUACUGCUUGCGAGGGACAGCCGAAAUACCAUACACCAGACGAAUGCGAAAUGUUUAAAAAUAACAAAGACUUGUUAUCUAGUAAUAUAGUAGACAUAAUUGGUGUUUUAUUGCCCUUAAGACUGUGGCUUCUAAAACAGAGAAACCCGGUAUUAUGGGGACAAGUAGAGUCGAUGGAAUCUCAUGUGGACAAAAGGAGAAACACAUCUGUAUGGAAGGAUAGAGAAGAAAACGUUAUAAAUGUCAUCAGGAAUCUUGGUUUAAUUGCUGAUCACGAUGAAUCUACCUCAGAGUCUUUGCAACAACUGUGCAGCAUUUUAGAUGUGAAUAUGUUUGAGCUACGAUCUCCGGGAGGUGUGGACGGGCUGUUUUUACGAGGUUUAUAUGCGGAAGCCUCCCUCAUGGCACAUGACUGCAGAGGAAACACUCAUCUCACCAUUGACGACAAUUUUCAGCUCACCGUGUACGCCAGUGUACCGAUCCAAGAAGGCGAAACCAUUCUUUUCAAUUAUACGUCGUCCCUUUUGGGAACGUCGGGUAGAAGAGAACAUUUGCGUGGUGGAAAGUAUUUCGAAUGCGAAUGUUCGUUAUGCAAAGAUCCCUAUGAAAUGGGAUCGUACAUGAGCUGUAUCCUAUGUCCACGGUGCAGGGAAGGUUACGUAGGAGUCAAGAAUCCGUUAACAAUCAAUCCGUAUGAAAAGAACAUGAGAUGGCAAUGUAACAGGUGUAGAAGGAGCAUUGGAGGACGUCUUGUACGGGCUACUUUGAAUAUUAGUAGGACAUUGAUCGAGGACACAGAUGACAAUGACAUUAGAGGUCUGGAAACGCUGACAACUAAAUUAGCUCGAUCAUUUCAUCCGAAUCAUUAUUUAAUGCUGUCUUUAAAACAAAAAUUAUUGGCAGCGUAUAGAAAGGAAAUGGGGACUCCAAAUCCACAGAAGAAAUGUAUGCAAAAGAUGUUAGACACGUGCAAAGAAGUUUGCGAUGUAUUGGAAAUUGUUGAGCCGGGGAUAUCUCGAUUAAAAGGUAUAAUGUUAUACGAAAUGCAUUUACCAUUGGUGCUAUUAGCGAAUCGCGCGUACGCAGCACGCGACAUUUCUUUGACGGAAUUAUCUUCUCGUCUCGAGAAAGCCGCAGAUCUUUUAAAAAGAUCCCUUAGGAUACUCCUGUUGGAGCCAGUGGAGACGCCGGAAGGCAAAUUAGCUAAACGAGCUUUACACGAAUUAAAAGCUUUAAAUCAAAACAUAACGGACGUUAAAACUAUGAUGACGACAGUUGAGGACACGCAUGGGCACAGACAAAAAAAAGUCACCAAGAAAUAAGUUAAAUGAAUAAAUAACAAUAAAACGUUUGUGUGUGCAAAGAAAUUCUUGUUAUCUUUGUUGAUAAAUAAAUAAACAUUUUUUAUUUUCUUUUGAUCCGUCUUUAUGUACACAUUUUUGGAAACCCUAAACAAAGCAUACACAGGGUGUUUUAUUUGAUUUUAAUUUUUUAAUGCUGUCAUUAAAUGUUCGUAAAAAAAAUGUUUUAAACAGAAUUGAGUGAUUUCGA
Messenger RNA from Nomia melanderi (Alkali bee), 2029 nucleotides. Its product is annotated as SET domain-containing protein SmydA-8. Lineage: Eukaryota; Metazoa; Arthropoda; Insecta; Hymenoptera; Halictidae. Gene Ontology annotation, molecular function: protein binding. The record is from RefSeq and is a predicted model, not a curated record.